AUGGAUGAGGAAGCUCUAGAGAGUUUUCUUGGUGCCGUGAGACUAAACUUUCAUCACCAACAUCUUGUUUACCCUACAAAUAUUUUUUCUAAAUGCGGUGCUUGCUCCAACUAUGAACAUAUAGAAGGCAGCGAACGCGGUGAAAAUGGCGAAGGCGUUCAAGGUAGCAACUGCGGCUACAUCUGCAAGCCAUGUAAUCUCUACGUCCAUAAAGAUUGCAUCCAGAUUAACAAUCCACAUCGUCACAAGCACUCUCUUAAACUCCUUGAGUUUAUGCACCAACUCGACGAUGGUCGAAAAUGUCUUGUGUGUAGACAAGAGGUUGAAGGGCUUUUUUAUUAUUGCGCCUUAUGCGAUGUCACAGUAUGCCGACAUUGUCUUAGAAACCCGUUGGUGAUUGACGAUGUGCCGAAGAAGGUUCACGAGCACUCACUCACACUAGUUAUGAUAAAAGUAUCCUUCACUUGUGAUGCUUGUGGGGUUUGUAGCGAUGGAUUCCCUUGCGUGUGUCUUUCUUGUUGUUUCAUCAUCCAUAAAGAUUGCAUCAAACUGCCAAGAGUUAUACACAUCAACCGCCAUGACCAUCGUGUUUCUCACGCUUAUUCUCCUGGUCCCGGGGAUUGGGUAUGCGGAGUUUGUCGCAAAGGCAUUGAUAGGAUGUAUGGGGCUUACUCAUGCUCCGUUUGCCGUUAUGCUGUUCAUUCACAAUGUGCGAUAAGAAUGGACGUGUGGGAUGGGCUGGAACUGGAAGAUGUGCCUGAAGAUGAAAAUGAAGAUCUUGACCCGUUCGAGGUGAUUGGUGAAGGGUUGAUUAAACAUUUUAGUCACGAGCAUGAUCUAAGGCUGGUUAUUAGUGGCAGUGAUGAAAACAAGGAGCAUUGCUACGUCUGCACUUUUCCCAUCUAUAACGACCCAUACUACACUUGUAUGGAAUGUCAUUUCAUCAUACAUGAAACAUGUGCAAAUCUUCUUAAGAAGAAACGACAUGAGAUUGAGAGUCAUCAACUCACUUUGUGCGUCAAUCCCAAACCAGGUAUAAUUUCAUCUGACAGCCAUUUUUUGUGUCGCACUUGUGGGAGAAAAUGCACUGGUUUCUGUUACAGAUAUAAGUAUACGAAAAUAGAUGUUCAUUGUGCGAGAGUUUCUAAUACGUUAAACCAUGGAAGUCAUCCACAUCCGUUGUUCUGCUUUUCGACCGAAAAUAAGUUGUGCUCAGCUUGUCGCCAAUCAAGCCACCCUGUUAUGAGUUGCAUGGAGUGUGAUUUCGAUUUGUGCUUUUGUUGCGCUACUCUGCCAAAAGAGGUGAGACACAAAUACGAUCGCCAUCCUCUUUCCUUGUGCUAUGGAGAAAGUGCAAGUGGAUUGUACUGGUGUGAGAUUUGUGAGGGAGAAUUAAACCCAAAGGAGUGGUUCUACACCUGCAAUGAUUGUGGCUCUACUCUUCAUGUCAAUUGCGUACUUGGAGAUUACCUACAUAUUAGACCAGGGCACAGUUUCAAAGCCAUUGACGAGGAGGAAUUUGAAGUGGUUGCCAAUGAUGGUCCUACUCGACCCUUUUGCAAAGACGUCAUCUGCAAAAAGCGCUGUGUUCAGCCAUUUGUUAUGAAGAGUAAGGACAAAAACAAUAGGUAUAAAUGUGAUUACUCAUGCAUUAGUGAUCAUUAUCGUUUUGGAGAUUUAUGA
Molecule: messenger RNA, 1683 nt
Organism: Microthlaspi erraticum
Lineage: Eukaryota; Viridiplantae; Streptophyta; Magnoliopsida; Brassicales; Brassicaceae
Source: the annotation of a GenBank genome assembly